CUACUUACUGCGCCUGUCGACACCGUGUCUGAUACCUUGCUCUAUAUUAGAAACAGCUUUAGUUCGAGAGCACUUGGUGGACACUUUUGACCACAAUUGUUCAAUGACUCAGACGUGCAUGUGAUAGGUAGACUCAAUAAAUCUUACCCCCCUCCACCCCCCCAAUUCAAAGCAGCGCAGAGAUUGAAGUGAGUGUGCCAAUAAUGAACUGAACUGUCAAAACGGCUCUUCUUCAAUAACCAGUAUUACUUGUGUCUGGGCUCACGGAAGAGCCCACGAACUCUCUCUGCAAGGGCAAAGCAGGCAGUCGGGGAGCAUUCCAGAGCCUCAGUGAAAUGGACUUCCCCGGUGCCCGGUAAAUUACACCGAGCCAGUGACGUGGAACCUCACAGAAUUGCAACUCGCCUGCAAAACAACGCCGGACUUACUGGGAGGUGGGGAGCGAACACGGAGCUGCAGGAAAAUGUAUUGUCUGGGAUUUGGGAAUGACAGAACCGGCUACAAGGGACACUGAGCGGCGAAAACCAUGAGCACAGCGGAGGUGAUCCUAUCGCUCUUCCUGGGAAUUUUGAUGAUUGUGUCGUUGCUGUCCAAUGUCUUGGUGCUGAUCUGUUUUCUGUACAGCGCUGAAAUCCGGAAACAGGUCCCUGGGAUGUUCAUCAUUAAUUUGACACUCAGUAACUUGUUGACGACUGUGCUGAACAUGCCAUUAACUUUAGUGGGGAUCAUCAACAAGGAGCAGCCAGCAGCCGACUCCGUCUGCCGACUCGUAGGCUUCCUGGAGACUUUUCUGAUAACCAAUUCCAUGCUGAGCAUGGCUGCUCUAAGUACUGACAGAUGGAUUGCGGUGGUUUUUCCAUUAAGUUACAAUUCUAAGAUGCGUUACAAGGACGCUGCCAUCAUGCUGGGUUACACGUGGUUUCACUCUCUGUCCUUUCCUAUUGUGGCAAUCUGUCUAUCCUGGGUCGGUUACAGCCGCCUAUACGCCUCCUGUACUCUCUGCCAGACCCGAACUGACGAUCAGACCCAAUUUGUGGUUUUUACGGUAGUUUUUCACGCCCUCAGUUUUCUCCUUUCGUUAAUAGUGCUAUGUUUCACCUAUCUGAAAGUGCUGAAAGUGGCGCGAUUUCACUGCAAGAGGAUAGAUGUAAUCACCAUGCAAACGCUAGUGUUACUGGUGGACAUUCAUCCAAGUGUAAGACAACGUUGCCUGGAAGAACAGAAACGGCGAAGACAACGGGCAACAAAGAAGAUCAGUACUUUCAUCGGCACCUUUAUACUGUGCUUUGCGCCUUAUGUCAUUACAAGGCUGGUGGAGUUGGCUGUGUCAGCACCAAUCAAUCCAUACUGGGGAAUUCUUUCCAAAUGUUUGGCUUAUGGCAAGGCUGUUUCAGACCCCUUUGUAUACUCUCUGUUGCGUCAUCAGUACAAGAAGACAUGGAUGGACAUUAUUAAUAGACUGCUUAAGCGAAGCUCCUUAAACUCCUCGGCACUAACAGGUGAAACACCAAACAACAAUUUUGUACAAACAACUGAGUGAAAUAAACUUUGCAAACAAAAUAGUUUGACAGAUUUGUGCAUUGGGAUUUUUAUUGGAAUAUGUGCCCUAUGGAACUUUUGACUUUAUUCUGCCUUCUAACAUUUUAGACAAUUAUUUUGGUUAAUAUUGAAACAAAAAUUCUCACAGCUCACUUUUGUAAUUAAGAUUGAUAUUUGGCUCUUUUCUCAGGUGGACCUGGAUGAGUAGUGUGUACUUUCAGUGAGGUCCUGUAGACUCACCAGUAAAGUCACCCUGUAACUUCUAUGGGAAGGUGUAGGAUUACCAGAACUAAAAAUAACACUAACUAAAACAUGUUAAUUAGACAAAAAGUAUUAAUUGUCAACCAAAUGAGAGGUGUUAUUUAAAAUUCAACCUCAACUAAUUCUGAUAUCAAUAACAAUCACUGAUUGUGCUUCUUUUAUUUAAUUCAAAGCUGUAACCAUAUGAGUCAUCAAAUGCAAAUGACAUGGAGAACUAUUAUUAGAGAAAUAAAAAAAAACAGAAAAUGCUAGAAAUGCAGGCUUGCCAGCAUUUGUGGAGAUAGAAAGAGUAAAUGUUUCAAGUUGAUGAUCUUUCUCUGCAGAUGCUGCCAGGCCUACUGAAUAUUUCCAGCAUUUUCCAUUUUUAUUUUAGAUGUCCAGCAUCAGCGGUAUAUUGUUUUUCCAAUAUUUGAGAAAAUUAUAUCAGGAAUAAUUUCCUUCAAUCUCAUUAUUUCAGGAAUGAAUACUAGCCUUUAUUCACAUCAUCAUCUCAAGUUUUUUAUCUUUCUUAGCAUCCAUAUUAUCUUUUUGUUUUAACGUUGUUUUCUCUCAGAGGACAUGUUGAAUAUUUUCAGGUAUCACAUUGGAGUUAGUCUCGAAAGGCUAAUAUGAAUUAGUGCCAUUCUUUGUACCUUGACUAAUACUGAAAUAUGUAAAGGACAUUUCUGUAAAUGUCUAAUUUUCCUUAACGAAACAGAAAGAAGGAAUUAAAGAAGCUUUUAAUAUAGAAAACAUUAAUAUUCAAUAUCAAUUAUAUGGAUAAGCCUAUAAUUAAAGUUUUGACUUGAGUGCAAGUCACUUCAGAAAUAAAUUUUCUGGUGAACCAUCUGCUAACUGAUUGGCUUACCUUUCAAUUUAACUGCUGCUCCUGUUGUAUCUGAAUGUUCACAGAAAUGUGUCCAUUACAAUUCCUGUCUGAAUGGCAUGUCAGUCAAUCAAUCUGGUGUUGUUAAGCAAUGGUGACAUUCUGUUAUAGAUUACAAAGUCGUUCAAAAAGAGUUAUACAUACCGUAAUCAUGAAUUUUCAAACUAAGCAGUGUGAUGGAUAUUAGCAGCUUUCCAGCCAGUCCACUGUGAGAUGUAAAAGUGGAAAUGAACAACUUAAAUCAGGCAAUCCAUCAUUCACAAUGAUGGAUAAGCUUUUGACUACACCAUGAUUUUCUUGUGAAAAACAUUUGUUCUGUUACCUUUCUUGAAGAGUUCAAGCUCCAAAGUGAAAUUAAUUGUUAUGCUAAGGCUCAUAAACGCCGCACUUGAAACAAUCCACAAUUAAUGUAAGAAAUCAUUGAAAGCAAGUCAAUGUUUAAAUCUCAUGUAAAGUGUAUAUUAUUGACUUUAU
Molecule: messenger RNA, 3139 nt
Organism: Stegostoma tigrinum
Lineage: Eukaryota; Metazoa; Chordata; Chondrichthyes; Orectolobiformes; Stegostomatidae
Gene: gpr26
Product: G protein-coupled receptor 26
Exons: 3
Coding region: 527-1540 (337 amino acids)
Biological process (GO): adenylate cyclase-activating G protein-coupled receptor signaling pathway
Cellular component (GO): membrane
Molecular function (GO): G protein-coupled receptor activity
Source: RefSeq, a predicted model, not a curated record